CCACAUAGUGGUACUAUUCAUUGGAAACGACGUGCGCUUUUCUUGCCACCACCUUAAGUGUAAAUGCCUUUCAGAGUUGAUUCGCAGUGCGCUCGCGAGUCCGGUUUGCUUCGGCGGCAUGUCCAAAUCAGAAUGAAUUUGAUACAGUUCUAAUCAAUUGGAAAAUGGGAAUACUGUUGACGCUGUCUGCGGAGUAAACCAUUACUCUCUCACAAGUUUACUCUUUCGGGUCACAGAAACGGACCCUAAAAUAAUGCGUUGUGAGUCAUAAAUUAAAAUAGACGUAACCCUUCGUUCUAAAACGGAUCCAGUGGGAGACAAUACUGAAGAAACAAGACAUUGGUCCCAGCGGAGAACACCGUGCGACGAAAGGAGAACUUAUUUAAGAGACGUUCAUGAAUCCAAUUCUGAUCCACAAGUGAGCUGAAGGUGUUGAAGUCUCUCUACUGCUAAUGAUGUCUUCCAAGCAAGCCACACCUCCGUUUCCCCCAGCGACGGAGGAAGAGGAAGCGAUGGGUCAGGACGAUGUGGGCUGGGCCAAUGAGGACAGAGAAAGCCAGGACCAGCCGGCCUCGCCCACUCUGCACAGCAAASCCCUCCCAGAGGAGCACCAGCCAAUCAGAGACAGCCAGCCUGAGUUGGCGUGGAAGAGUAUAGGCUCUACUCAGACGGACAAUGGUAGCAGCAAGGGCUGUUCCUUGUACUCCUACCGGAAUAACUCUACCUCUCCACCAAAGCCUGAGGAGUGUUCCCGCGAGCGGGGCGAGCAGCUAGGCGGAUCCACCUUCGGAACACUCGAGCGCCGCAAAGGAAGCCUGGCCGACGUGGUGGACACACUGAAACAAAAGAAACUGGUGGAGCUGACAAAGACAGAGCAGGACGAGUCGUCCUGUAUGGAGAGACUUCUGUCUAAGGACUGGAAAGACAGGAUGGACAGACUGAAUGCCAGCAAGCUCCUAGGAGAGGUCAAAGGUACCCCAGAGAGUUUGGAGGAGAAGGAGCGGCAGCUGUCCACCAUGAUUCGGUCAGCUUAUCAGCCUGCGGGAGCAGCUCCUGGCGCCCACGACGAGCAGAAGAAGAUGGCGCGGUCACAGAUGGAGAAACAGAGGCAGCAAAUGGAGCUGGCCCGCCGCAGCAGGACCAGGUGUAUUGCGAGGCAACAGCAGCAGCUCAUGCAGCAGCAGCACAAGAUCAACGUUCUCCAGCAGCAGAUACAGGUGCAGGGUCACAUGCCUCCUCUGAUGAUCCCAGUGUUUCCUCACGACCAGCGAUCUAUGGCGGCCGCUGCCGCACAGCAGGGCUUCCUCUUCCCACACAACAUGUCCUACAAACCAGGUGAUAACUACCCCAUGCAGUUCAUUCCAUCCACAAUGGCAGCUGCAGCCGCGUCAGGACUGAGCCCGCUACAACUACAGCAGCUGUACGCCGCCCAGCUGGCCAGCAUGCAGAUCUCACCUGGAGCCAAAAUGGCCUCACUUCCACAGCCUCCCAACUCCUCAGACCCCCUAUCGCCCCCCAGCUUGAAGAGUGAGAAGAGAGUGUUGAGUCCUGUCACUCACAUUAAGGAGGAAGGGUCGACGCAGCCCCUGAACCUCUCAGCCCGAUCCAAGACUGGCGAGCCCCACCGCUCCCUGUCCUCGCCAUCACACACCCUGUUCCCCAGCAACAAGACCAGCCCCAUCACCAUGGGGAAGGGGCGCAUCCCCAGCCCCCUCUCCAACAUGGGCAGAKGCUCACUGGACAUCCUAUCCAGCCUGAACUCCACGGCGUUGUUUGGGGACCAGGACGCGGUAACGAAGGCCAUCCAGGAGGCGAGGAAGAUGAGGGAGCAGAUCCAGAGAGAACAGCUUCAUCACCAGCAGCAGCAAAGCCUGGAGGCCAAACUCACAGCCCUGAGCGGCAUGAGCCUCAGCAAUGGCAGCAAGGAGCGGAUGCACUUUGAGAGUUUGAGUCAGCACCUGGGCAACCUGGGAGAGGAUGGAAAGAUGGGCCACAGGGUCAUUGACCUCACCAGACCUGAGGAUCUUCAUGGUGGUGCCAGCACUACGGAAGCACGGGUCUUCAGGGAGGCCAGGGGCAGGAACAGUGCCGAGCCCCACAUCAAGAGGCCCAUGAAUGCCUUCAUGGUGUGGGCCAAGGACGAGAGGAGGAAGAUCCUGCAGACCUUCCCCGACAUGCAUAACUCCAACAUCAGCAAGAUCCUGGGCUCUCGCUGGAAGUCCAUGAGCAACCAGGAGAAACAGCCAUACUAUGAGGAACAGGCCCGUCUCAGUAAGAACCAUCUGGAAAAGUACCCCAACUACAAGUACAAGCCCCGGCCCAAGAGGACCUGCAUCAUCGACGGGAAGAAGCUGCGCAUCGGGGAGUACAAGCAGAUGAUGCGCUCGCGGCGUCAGGAGAUGAGGCAGUUCUUCAGUGUGGGGCCACAGCCUCAGAUCCCCAUCAGCAACAGCGCUGGCGGCCUCUACCCGGGCGCCAUCACCAUGGCGACAGCCACGCCUUCACCGCACCUGACAUCGGACUGCUCCAGCGCGUCGGCCAGCCCCGAGCCCGCAAUCCCUGUCAUCCAGAGCACGUUCGGCGUGGUCAAGCCCGAGCCGGUUGCCAUGGUGACCAGUGACCACCCGGUCAAUGGGGGGGACGAGAUAGACAUGUACGAAGACUUUGAGGACAAAUCGGACUACAGCAGCGACCACGAGACACGGGAGCCUGUCAGUGCCAACUGAACCUGCUCAGAAGAACUUCUGAACUUUUAGAAAAAAAAUUAAGCAGGACAAUAUGACAGAGACUGAGGUUUUGCUCAGAACAACAUUUCAACAGUACAAGGGGGGCGGAACAGUUUGUCCGGGAUUUGAUGCACCACGGACUGAGCAUGCUCAGAUUUACUCUGGACAGGACGUGACAUACACUGAGAAUUCUCUGAUUGCCUCUGGACAGGAUGUGACAUACACUGAGCAUUCUCUGAUUGACUCUGGACAGGACGUGACAUACAUUCUCUGAUUGACUCUGGACAGGAUGUGACAUACACUGAGAAUUCUCUGAUUGCCUCUGGACAGGAUGUGACAUACACUGAGCAUGCUCUAAUUAACUCUAGACAGGACAUGACAUACACUGAGCAUUCUCUGAUUGAAUCUGGACAGGAUGUGACAUACACUGAGCAUUCUCCUGAUUGACUCUGGACAGGUCGUGACAUACACUGAGCAUUCGAAGAUCUCACAGACCGCCCAUGUUUCUCAAACUACCAUUUUGGACAAGAACACUUUUUCUGAACAAUCCCGUACCAAGUGAUUGGGCUGAGACAACCUCCAGACAGGUAGACAGUGAACAAGACAAUCCAACACAGACAAGAGCUAGUAAGAGUUAGGGCAAUGAGAAGAGAAUGUUCGAACAAAGAGAUAACUGACACAUUUCUGCGUGUGGUUUUUUAAAGGAGAGUCCAUGGACUUGACUGAGACAUCAGAAAUUGGUCCUCAACAGCUAUYGGUGUUAAAUGUUUAUUUUAAGUGUGAUUAAGUUUUUAUGAUGUUUCCUUUGAUUGUGGGUUUCUGGAUUUCCAUGGACAUUUUCCUGACAGGUUACUUACUGCCUGUAAAACCUUGGACUGUCAGGACUUUAACAUUUGAAAGUGAAUAUAAAUCCUUAGCUCUCGUCUAACCUUAUUAUUAAUUAUGAGUACAGUACAUCUACACCUUUCUCCACAAAUGCUUACAAUAUGUUACAUUACUGUUUAUGAUGGGGUUUAUAUCCUUGCUCAGGUAUGCUGUGCCAGCUUGUGAAUGUGUUUUGAUUUCAUACGAGUGAGUGGUAGAAAUUUUCAGACUGACAAUGAAACAGAGGAGAAAAUACCUAUUAUUAUMAUUAUUAUUUUCUGAGAUAUUGUACAGUUUUUCUUCAAAUGUGCCAAACCUACAUUCACAUCACUCAGAAAUAUUCUAGUCUUAAUGCUGAUGCUGCAAAAAGUCUUAUACAAUCAGUUUUUAUUGCUGAGGUGUCCCUAUUAGGAGAAAGCUGCCGCUUUAGCUGACAUCUGCAUUGCGGUUGUUUUGGUGGUGUCGGAGGUGGAACUGCGUUAGCGCUGUCAAAUCCACAAGAAGGUCUUGGCAUUAUACCUAAAGCAGACAUUGGCCAUUGGCUGCACGGAGUCGCAUUAAGAGGAAUCCCAUGCAGCUUUGUUUACAAGUUCGAACACUGGAAUGUGAGAUGUAAUUUACACCUCAAUUAGGCUGAUAGAAAUCCAMAUUUUUUCACUGAAUAAUUUUCAGUUUGAGCGCCAUUAUUUCUACAGUAUACAGCCUGCUCUUUCUCGUUCUGAACUUCUAACGUGAGUGAGACGGGUGUGACUUCGUGACAAUGAUCAAGAGCAGCUGCUCACUGAUUUGACAGCUCCAACGCAGUUACACCUCCGACACCACCAAAACAUCAGCUAUGCGGGUGUCGGMUAUCGCCGGUUAACACUUAACCUGAUUUGAAUCUAGCCUAAGUUUGUAUUGGCUGUUUAGAGAAAACUAAAAAACAAUGGGUUACAGUUUCUCCUGGCCCAUAGAAUACUUUCAGGGUGAGGAAUAAUCUAACAUCGAGUUGUACAAUCCUGAACUUCCCCUUCAAUUAAUCCAUAAUGCAAAGGGGCCAAAAAACGAUCAAAUUCGUUAUUUUGGUAAACUGUUACAGUACACUGACGUUCAGCUGGAGUGGCUUUUAGGUUUGAAAUCUCUUUUGUUUGAGUAUAGAGGUUGUGAAUAAAACAUGUUAUAUAGACUCUGCAAAUGUUGAUAAAGACACAGGACAUCAUAAUAGGCACAAUAAGUCUUAAAGUUGAACUCUUAUAGUUCUAUUUGUCACACAGGAAAAUGCAGAGGAGCGGUCCCGACAGUCAUCUAUAUGGUAUGGCCACCAUAUAUAUAUAUAUAUAUUUUUCAAUGUAGGUUUUAUUUACUCUAAUUGUACCUAGAUACAGAAGAUCAGAUUUGUUUCUGUGAAUUUAUCAGUUUACAAUUAUGUAGCCAGAGAUGGUUUUCAAAA
Salvelinus sp. IW2-2015 is the source of this 5019-nucleotide messenger RNA. The record is from RefSeq and is a predicted model, not a curated record. NCBI's taxonomy places the organism in Eukaryota, Metazoa, Chordata, Actinopteri, Salmoniformes, Salmonidae.